GCAAGCAUCUAGCCUAUUACAACGCUAUUAACCAAUAUUUACUGUAUCUACACUGCAGAUGAGUUGAUUUUAUUUUCACUGCCUGGUUUUCCCCACCCUCUGGUUGACUGCACCAAAUGCUGCACUGAUUAGAGACUAAAAUAAUAAUAAUAAUAAUAAUCAAAACAAAUGGCAGCACGUGUUCGGCAUCUGGUUUGUUGUGAUUAAGUGACAGUUGUUCCACCCACUUUCACGCCUUUCUCUGUUCGCCACACGUGCUGUAGCGUUAGUAAGUUACUCAUUUAGUUAGUCAGUUACUUAGUUAGCUAGUUUGCUGCGUCAGCUACAGCGACGUAAUUGCGCCGCAAUUGGGGACUAAUGAAAUAUUCUUGAUACGCAUUUAACCCACAGAAACCGAAGGAGAGCAAAGGUGUUAAUUACCCAUCGCUAUGGCAGCCAUUAAUCCUGCGGGUGAAAAUAGAAAGUGGGGGAAAAAUAUGAGCAACCUCUUCUUGACUUUCCACUCAAUUAAAAAAUCGUUAAAAGGAAGCCAAACGCUUAACGGUGCAUGAUUGAGAGGAUUUUCUUACAGGCAAAUUCAGCAAUUUGAAACGAAAAUUCUAUUAACCGAAAUAGUAAAAGGUUAUUUGUGAUGAAAUCUUUGAUUUUUGUAUCAUUUGCAAUCGAUUUGGACCAUAACCUAUCUAUAAAGUUAGUUAGUCCCAGUAGCCUGAGUCAAAUUCUGAAUCCAAAAAUCAAAUUCUGAAUCCAAAAUGAAUAUAUUUCUUCUAUAUUUCGUACUACUGAUGAUUCUCCUGAUAAGGAGUGCCCGUUCGAUGAGCUUUGACCUGCCCUUCUAUGGUUAUGACUCCUAUAUGGACACCUAUUUGGACAACACUAACGAUGAAAUAUCUGAAGAUGGGCAGCGCAAUCAGAAUGCCAAUGAACAAGUUACUAUAGAGCCACAGCCUUUACUAUUAUACUCGACUACAUCACCAUACAAGAGUAAUCCAUCUUAUGAAAAUGCAGAUUGUGGUCGGGAUGAAAAUGACUGUUGUGAUAGUAACAAUACCAGGAAAAAGGCCACUUAUAUUGCCCAAAAUGCCGCCCAGGUGGCCAAGGCCGCCAAUGAAGCUCAGGCGGCGGCAGCCGAAGAUGCCUCGCGUCGGGUUAAAAUGCAAUUGGCCGAUAAGGCCAUCUGUGCUGCUCGUGCCGCCAAUGCUGUUCUGGCAGGCAAAAAAAUCGUAGUGGAUAACUAUGCAAGGGAGAUCGGAGAAGCCGAAUCCGUUGUGGAUCAGGUGAGCAUUUCCCUGGAGCGUAGCGAAGAAAACGCGGAGGCCGCCUGUUCAGCGGCCAAAACGGCAGAAAAUGAAACCAACUCAUUCAGGGCCCAGGUGGAGCAGACACGCGCUAUUUUAUCUGAUAUCGAUGACCUAAUAGAGAACAAUAAUGCAGAUCUUCAGGAUAACACCCAAAUGUUGAAGGAAGCGAUGGCGCGUGGUGAUUACUUGACCCGCCAGGUGGCGGUGGCGAGGUCGGAAUAUGGACAGGUGAAAGAGGCGGCCUGCCGAGCAGCCUGCGCCGCCGUGGAGGCCAAACAGAAAGCAGGUUCCUCAGAUGAUGUUUGUGGGCCUUCACCGGCUCCUCCGCCAAGAACUGGAGGAUGUGGCUCUGCCAGUGACAGUAAAGAAUGCAACGCCCUUUUGGAACUCUACAGGCAGCGGCGCCGGCAACAACAACGACAGAGGCGAGAAAAGCUUAAGGAUCGGGCAGAUCAUGAACAAGGGCAGUACAGGGAAGAUCACUUCUACGAUAGGAUGCGCUCUAUAUACCGAUAGGGCAUACAGGUUGCUUCUAUUAUUAUUGUUAUUAUUUUUAAUAAUUUAAUUACACUGUUCAUUUCGUAUUGUAAUGAAGAGAAAUACACAGAGUAAUAUACAGAUAUAUUUACAAGUUGUAUUCUUUCCCAAAAACGAAUCUUGUCUGGCAAUCGCUUCAUUCUUUAAAGGAUCAGAGUGAUUCAUUUCCCCUUUAAUUCAAGUGCAUUCUAUUUUUUGAUAGAGGUUCCAAAGUGUACGUUCUAUUUUUAUAAUGACUGCAGAUUACAUUUCUAAUUUAGCAAAUACUAUAGAUUGCACAAUCUAUUUUUGAAAUAGUUGCAGAUAACAUUCAAGGACUGAUCUCAAUUGCAGUCUAUGAUUUUAUUGAAAAAUCAAUAUUAAAACGAAUAUGCAUUGAUCAUUUAAUUUAAGUCGAGGAUCUUCUUUAUGAAUGAACACUGUAGCUGUCUGAAUAUGCAAUUGUUUACCAACAAAUUCGCUUUGCAGUGCCGUAAUUCUUGCGAAAUAAACAAUAACAUUGCAGCCAUGUUGUUGGGCGAAUGGAAUAGGCAAAGGAAAACGGGUGCAAGGCCAAAAAAUCAGCGAAACACGGUCGCAAAGAGAAGAAGGAGAUAGAGCGUGGAAAAGCCAUCUUUUUCCAGUCAAAGAUCGAAAAAAGAAACACAGCUGCCUAUGCAAUGCGUCCAGCUGUUUGGGUUUUUCCUUCUUUUUCUUUUCUUUUGAAUUUUAUACAUUUUGGUGAAAACGGUGGGCGGUUGGGUGUUAAAUGUGCAACGGCAGCAGGGUUGCCACCUUUUGCGGCGCUGUUGCGCCGUUGUUGUUUUUAUUGCUAUUUUGGCGUCGCUUCUUGAAACUCGAAACGGAAGAGAGAAGGAGAGCAAAAGCGAAAGAGAGAUAGGGCGCGCGCAUUUCGCAGCGGGCGACAGAAAGAGAAAGGAAAGCAAAGAAGAGAACAAAAUCCAUCGAAUAAGAAUAAAUUAAAUUAUAAUUUUAAAAUCGUCAAUUAACACUUGAAGUAUAUUUAAUUAAGUAAUUACAAAAACGUGAAAGUCAUGGUAAAAAGUGUGAAAUUUUCCUUUAAAGUAGUAAACGAUGUUCGGUUUUUAUUGUUGGCUGGCUCUAUGUAAAUCGAUUCUUUCAGGCCUUUUUGAUUAUUUUGAAUUUAAAUUAAAUAGCAAAUAUCAAGCAAAUCAUCAACUUAGACUAAUGUUUCUAACUUUUUCUUAAAUCAACUAGACAUUUUAAUUGCUUUUUUGAAUAAAACAUAUAGAUAUUUACGGUGUUAAAAGUAAAAAGUUAAACCUAAACAGCAGCUUCGAACCUCUGGCUUGUACAUUAUUUCAUGCUGACCUUAGCAUUUUUUUAAAUAAAUAAAACAUUUGGUAAAAUAUAAGCCGCAAUUAAAUUGGUUCAAAAGUCUAAUUGUGUUUUAGCUAUGCUAUUCAAGAAUAUAGUUUUCAAUAAGUGAUAUAAAGUUUGAUUUUAAUAAAGUAAUAAGUGGAACUUUAUGGAACUUAAAAUGCCGGCAAGUCCAAUUGGCUUGCCUUUUGGGCGCUUAACAGCAACACUGUUAACAGUUAACAGCACGCUGUAUUAUGUUGGACGCUUGAGUUUCGGCUCUCUCUCUAACUAUUCUCUUUUUUCAACCUAACCAAACAGAAAAACAGAAGCAUAAA
Molecule: messenger RNA, 3496 nt
Organism: Drosophila eugracilis
Lineage: Eukaryota; Metazoa; Arthropoda; Insecta; Diptera; Drosophilidae
Exons: 2
Coding region: 753-1817 (354 amino acids)
Source: RefSeq, a predicted model, not a curated record